This is a messenger RNA of Lagenorhynchus albirostris (white-beaked dolphin), 3672 nucleotides long. RefSeq names its product PMS1 homolog 2, mismatch repair system component (gene PMS2). Gene Ontology annotation, biological process: mismatch repair. NCBI's taxonomy places the organism in Eukaryota, Metazoa, Chordata, Mammalia, Artiodactyla, Delphinidae. The record is from RefSeq and is a predicted model, not a curated record. The coding region runs from base 94 to 2691 and encodes 865 amino acids. The transcript is spliced from 15 exons. Gene Ontology annotation, cellular component: MutLalpha complex. Gene Ontology annotation, molecular function: ATP binding; ATP hydrolysis activity; ATP-dependent DNA damage sensor activity.
GCCAAUGGGCGGCAGGGUGGCUGGAUUCCCUCCCCCCCCACCGUGGGAGCGGCGGCGCAAACUGUUCCGAUUCCAGGAUCAGGCUCUGCAUCCAUGGAGCAAGCCGACGUGCCGAGUUCAGAACUUGCUAAGGCCAUCAAACCUAUCGAUCGGAAGUCAGUCCAUCAGAUUUGUUCUGGGCAGGUGGUUCUUAGUCUAAGCACUGCUGUGAAGGAGUUGGUGGAAAAUAGUGUGGAUGCCAGUGCCACUAACAUUGAGCUCAGGCUUAAAGACUAUGGGGCGGAGCUCAUUGAAGUUUCAGACAAUGGAUGCGGGGUAGAAGAAGAAAACUUUGAAGGCUUAACUCUGAAGCAUCACACUUCUAAGAUUCAGGAGUUUGCUGACCUCACUCAGGUUGAAACUUUUGGCUUUCGGGGGGAAGCUCUGAGCUCACUCUGUGCACUGAGUGAUGUAACUAUUUCUACCUGCCACACAUCUGCGAAGGUUGGGACUCGACUGGUGUUUGAUCACAAUGGAAAAAUCCUCCAGAAAACCCCCUACCCACGACCCAGAGGGACGACAGUCAGCGUGCAGCAGUUAUUUUAUACGUUACCUGUGCGCCAUAAGGAGUUUCAAAGGAAUAUUAAAAAGGAGUUCUCCAAAAUGGUCCAGGUCUUACACGCCUACUGUAUCAUUUCAGCGGGCGUCCGUGUAAGUUGCACCAAUCAGGUUGGACAGGGUAAGAGGCAGCCUGUGGUGUGCACCAGUGGAGGCUCCAGCAUGAAGGAAAAUAUCGGAUCUGUAUUUGGGCAGAAACAGUUGCAAAGCCUCAUCCCUUUUGUACAGCUGCCCCCUAGUGACACUGUCCGUGAAGAAUACGGGCUGAGCUCUUCCCAGGCUCUGCAGAACCUGUUUUGUAUCUCAGGUUUUAUUUCUCACUGUGCUCACGGCGUGGGAAGAAGUUCAACGGACAGACAGUUUUUCUUUAUCAAUCGGCGGCCUUGUGACCCAGCAAAGGUUUCCAGACUUGUGAAUGAGAUCUAUCACAUGUAUAACCGGCAUCAGUAUCCAUUUGUUGUUCUUAACAUUUCUGUUGAUUUGGAAUGUGUCGACAUCAACGUUACUCCAGAUAAAAGGCAAAUUUUACUACAGGAGGAGAAGCUUUUGUUGGCAGUUUUAAAGACGUCUUUGAUAGGAAUGUUCGAUAAUGAUGUUAACAAGCUCAACGUCAGUCAGCAGCCGCUGUUUGACGUCGAAGGUCACUCAAUAAAAAGGCAUUCGGCAGAGGUGGAGAAGCCCAUGCCAGAGAAGCAGGAUGAUCCCGCCCCAUUAAGGACUCGCGGGGAAGAGAAAAGGGCAGUGACCAUUUCCAGACUGAGAGAGGCCUUUUCCCUUCGUCACACAGUGGAGAACAAGUCUCGGGGUCCGAAGGCCACCGACCCAAGACGGAUUUCUCCACGACAGAAAAGCAGCACCCCACUUCCUAGCGCUUCAAGGCCCCUCUGCUCCUGGAAGCACAUCUCUGAACCUCGGGAGGAAGGGGUGACUUCCACUCAGGGGCCCUGUGACCCGAUGGGCAGAGUGGACACGGAGGAGGGCUGGGGGCACAGCAGCACAUCUGCCGGCUCUGAGGAGGGGUCCAGCACCCCAAAAACGAGCAGCCAGCCCAGCAGUGAGCAUGUGGCAAGCUCCCCCAAAGAUGGGUUUUCGCAAGAAAAUGUGGAGUCUUUGGAGAAGUUACCUGAAACGGACGAUCGUCUUUUGGGCACGAAUUGCCACUUAGACCACGAAGAAAGCGGCUCCCGAGCUAGAGUUUCGCUGCAGCCAACUCAGCUCUCAUCCCCAAACGCAAAGCGUUUUAGAAAAGAAGGGGUUCCUUUAAAUCCCGAUGUCCCUCCAGAGUCCAUGAAAACUCAGAACGCUUCAGCGCUGGAGGUGGAUGUAGCUGUUGAAAUUAACAAGAAAAUAGUGCCCCUUGACUUUUCUAUGAGCUCUUUAGCCAAACGAAUAAAGCAGUUAUGUCAGCAAGAACAGCAACAAGAAGGUGGACAAAAUUAUAGGAAGUUUCGGGCAAAGAUUUGCCCUGGAGAAAAUCAAGCAGCAGAAGAUGAACUAAGAAAAGAGAUAAGCAAAACGAUGUUUGCAGAAAUGGAAAUCAUUGGUCAGUUUAACUUGGGAUUUAUCAUCACCAAACUGAACGCAGAUAUUUUCAUAGUGGACCAGCAUGCCACGGAUGAGAAAUACAACUUCGAGAUGCUUCAGCAGCACACUGUUCUCCAGGGUCAAAGGCUUAUAGCACCUCAGACUCUCAACUUAACAGCUGUCAAUGAAGCAGUUCUAAUAGAAAAUCUGGAAAUAUUCAGAAAGAAUGGCUUUGACUUUGUUAUCGAUGAAGGCGCGCCGGUCACUGAAAGAGCUAAAUUGAUUUCCUUGCCAACUAGUAAAAGCUGGACCUUUGGACCCCAGGACAUAGAUGAACUGAUCUUCAUGCUGAGCGACAGCCCCGGUGUCAUGUGCCGGCCUUCCCGGGUCAGGCAGAUGUUUGCCUCCAGGGCCUGUCGGAAGUCUGUGAUGAUUGGAACUGCUCUUAACACAAGUGAGAUGAAGAAACUCAUCACCCACAUGGGGGAGAUGGACCAUCCCUGGAACUGUCCCCACGGAAGGCCCACCAUGAGACACAUUGCCAAUCUGGACAUCAUUUCUCAAAACUGACAGCAUUUCUCUUUCUUUUUUUUUUUUUUUGCGGUACGCGGGCCUCUCACUGUUGUGGCCUCUCCCGUUGUGGAGCACAGGCUCCGGACGCGCAGGCUCAGCGGCCAUGGCUCACGGGCCCAGCCGCUCCGCGGCAUGUGGGAUCUUCCCGGACCGUGGCAUGAACCUGCGUCCCCUGUAUCGGCAGGCGGACUCUCAACCACUGCGCCACCAGGGAAGCCCUAACAUUUCUCAUUUUAAAGAGCUAUUGAUCUUAUUGCAGAUUUUUCUGUUUUUCAAGGCAGGGUUUUAAGUAACCAUUUUGGGGUUUGUUUCUCAAUGAACCUGCUGCUUAAAAAUGCAUCAGGUCCGUUUAGAAGUGAUCUUGAGAACUUUUUCAAUCCAUAUGGAGCAUUGCUUGCAACAUUUUUUGCUUCACAUUUGAACGUGUGUGUGUGUGUGUGUGUCUGUCUGUCUGUCUGUGUCUGUGUGUGUCUGUGUGUGUGUGGUGUAGCAGCAAGAGCAUGUUUUACAAAAAGAGAGCGCUUUGGAAGUCACCUAGACUUCUGCUCUGGCCUGACGUAUUUUUGCCUGCCACUUUUCAGCUCUUAAUGAUGAUUAAGCCCAUAAUGGUUUAACUUCAUAAAUUGAAAAUUAUGGUCCUUUUGAGUUAGUCAUUUUCAACCCUAAUGCAUAUUAAAUUUAGAAAAUAAUCCAAAGAUACCCAAGGGAUAUUCUCUGUCCAGCUGGAAGAAGUCGACCAGGUGGGGUGAGGUCUCUUUUGGUUUUUUUGUUGUUUUUGGCUGUGCCGCGCUGCUUGCGGGAUCUCAGUUCCCUGAUCAGGGAUUGAACCCAGACCACGGCAGCAAAAGCCCGGAAUCCUAACCAGUAGGCCACCAGGGCACUCCUGGGGGUCUCUAUUUUUAAAUGUUCUCCGCUGCAGCCAGGGUGGCAAAGAGCGUUGUAGGCAAGGGGAAAUAAAAGGCUUUGAUUUUUCUGUAA